Messenger RNA from Linum trigynum, 3985 nucleotides. The record is from the annotation of a GenBank genome assembly. Lineage: Eukaryota; Viridiplantae; Streptophyta; Magnoliopsida; Malpighiales; Linaceae.
UGACACGAGCUUAGUUUGAUACCUACACCAAAGAUUAUCAAAGCCAGCCAAUGAGUUGGUUUUGAGGUGAUUUCUUCGUGACAACUUCGUCUACAUUCGUAUGUUUAACCUAUAAAGAAUUCUUGAUUCCGUAUCGGGUUUUCACCACAUUAUGAUUGAAUCGUCAAUAACAUGCUUGAUGCUUAUCAAUUACUAAGCAUGUGACAAACUAGUACUACUCUAGUAAGUAGUAAGCCAUUUAGACGGACUAACUUGCCAAAUAGACUAGGUUGAAGAAUGAAGAGAUGAUAAAAAAAAAAGUGGGGGAUUAGAUCAGAUUAGAUUAUUAGUUGGGGUAGCAGUCUGUCAGUAAAUGCGACCAUGACUGAAGAGUGGGUGCUUGCAUGGGAGACAUUUGGCUGUGGGUUGUUGGGAAUGAAAGUUGUUUGUGCAAUUAAGUCCCCUCCGAUUUCCAGCCACAAUCUCUGGAAAAAAAACAGAGCAUUGGGAUUCUGCUGCAUAUGCAUAUGAUAGGGAAGGGAAGUUAUUGUAGACUUAUGGUUUGAUCGACAACUGUGGGCAAAGUACAUGAUGAACUCGUUUGUGCGGCCAAUGACUACAAUGAAUUGCCACCGGGGUUAGGUCUAUACUAAAAGCUUACACACACCAUAUAUGGUUGUGAGCUAUCUUUGUAAAACCGUAAUCGUACUGUAUCGAUGGUUCAAUAAAAAAAAAAGGUUGUCAGAUUUAAAAUCGGUAGGUGGUUUUAUCAGUAUUGUUAUGGGACAUGCAAAUAUCACAUCGUACAUACAAGAAAAAUUAUGACCAUUGAAUAUAAGUGUCCACCAAACUCCACUAAUAUGAGGCAUUUUGAUGAGGCACCCAAAUCAGUGCAGAACUUGCCCCAACAGACUUUGAUACCAAUUGUUGGACCAGGUAUCCAUUAGUAUGAUAUUGUCUGAUUUGGGUAAAAAAUAACUUCCUUUAUUUAUACAAUGUGGUACUUGGAUUUCUCAUAAUAAUCCUCCCCUCAAGACAAGGACCACAAAGUUUUUGUCUUACCUUGGAGAUUAUCUUGAUCCGUCAGAUAACUUGUAUCACAACUUAACACACAAGGCUUUGCCAGAUACAUAUCUUUGUUGAUAUGUUAGAUGCGAAUCUUUGAUUAACCGAAUUUGGGUCUUUGAUCCACCAUAUGAUCGUCUCAAAUCUCAAGGUCUCGAAAUGAGGGUCCACCCAUAAGUCCAUUGUCCUUAAUCCGAACCAAAGCUCUUAUACCGGUUGUUGGGACUAGGAGCUCCAUUAGUACAACAUUUGUCCACUUUGAGUCAAGUAUGUACACAUUUACCUUUUUGGGUUCCUUCACAUAAGGUUUCGUGCUAAUAAGUUUGGUGGACAAUAAUAUACAAGAGUAAUUUCCCUUGUAUUUAGAUGUGAUACUUGCAUUGUCUCAUAACAUGUAUAAAACAAGUGAACCACGAUUAAAACCAUAAUUUAAACACAAAAUAUGUUGAGGAAAUUAAUUACUUAGUCAAAAUGUAAUUAAUUCCUUGUCCAACAAGUCCCUUGUUUCCUUGUCCGGGUAAAAGAGGGAACUUGGUUGUCUUUAGGGUUUUAACCCUAAGUCGUUCUCUAUAAAAGCUUAGCUAUGGUUCUGUCAUAAGCAAGCCGUCACAAUGUAGUCUCAUAUUAAAAUCGUCAGCCGUGAGCUCGUUCCGAGCUCACUGUGGAUUAGUCUCGAUCAAUCAAGAUCGAGGAUACCACGUAAAAUCUUGUGUUCUCGUGUUGUUUCGUAUUUCCGCAUCAUCAAAUUCUACAUGGUAUCAGAGCGAAACUCGUUUCCUGUUAGGGUUUUAAGCUUCCGCAUUCAACCUCUCCAUAGGCAAAGUCAAGACCGCCGUCCAUCAAUCUCUCACGCUACUUUCACAGUAGCCACUGCCGGUGUCAGCCGGCAUCUCCAACAUCAUCCCGGCGUCCCACGAUUAGUCACGAUCGUCGUCGAAAGAAGAGCUGAUGUCCACUCUGGCCCCCGACUUCAGAUCUGUAUCGUUGCCGCCUCUGCUCCAUUCGUAGUUCGACGGCGAAGUCCUUCCCGCCGUCGAGAACGAGACCUCUAGAUCUGUCGUCAGAUCGAAGCCAAGGUGCCAUAAGUCGUCAAGUUGGUGCUUGUUCGUUUCACGCUCUUAGUCUGCCGCUGGGUUCGCCGUGUAUCGUCUUUCUUCGAGGCCCUAGGGGCGGCAUCGACUUUUGAAGGUCAUCAAGUCUCUACCGAUUUCAGUCACUGGUCACCGAAGCUGGUUUUUCUGUCUUGCGGAUCGUCAUCAAGUCAGAUGAAGAAGCAAAGGUGUCUCCGCCGCUGUCGAGAGUUUAACCUAAAUUUUGUCCGCUUGUCACCAUUCAAUUCUGCCCAGGUCGUCCGCUAGAUGCUCUAGUUGGUCGGUUGCUCAUCCCAAUUCCGUAUCUAUUGUUAAACGGAGUCAACCGUUGCGGGCUUGGAGACAGGAAUUAUGUGAUGUAGGUUGGAGUAAUUAAAGGUUUGGCGACAGUUUGGUGUGAGUUCCGCCGAGUCAAAGAGGUUACCUUGCUUGUGUCAUUCAGCAGGAUUUUCUUGUGUAGCGUACGUGCCUUUCAUCCCUGAGGAUUGUCCAGUCCUUCUCGGUCAUCUUCAUCAAGGUCCCGCUGAAAGGAGAAUCUUCACCAACAUCAAAGUCAUGGCGUUGAAGACAAUCGUGACUUGCAGUCAUGGUCCCUUUCAAUAGCUAGUGUUGGAAAGAUAGAAAAGCUUUCGUCAACAAAGUUUGUCAAGUCAUCAAGCGAGGAAUUCAUGUUCAAAGAACCGAUCGUCCCCUCUGCGUUCAACAUCGGUCAAUAUUGAGUCUUCACCAUUCUAACUUUCAAGCUGGGCAUUCACGUCGUUCAUGCUCCAGCUUGAGGGGGAGAAUAGGGAAUCAUCACAUGUAGGUCGACUAGUUAAGUCAUCAAGUCGACCGCGUCUAUCUAUCAGUCAGGUUGCUCGGAGAAGCACAGUCAGCAGUGCAGUUAGAAGUCUCCAAAGUAAGCAACACAGUCAUCAAGUCUUGGAGUGAGGGCAGUCAUGAUCAAGAAGCGAUCGUCCCCUUCGCGUUCAGAAUCAAUCAUUUUUCAGUCUUCACCAUUCUAACUUUCAAGCUGGGCAUUCACCUCGUUCAUGCUCCAGCUUGAGGGGGAGAAUAGGGAAUCGUCACAUGUAGGUCGACUAGUUAAGUCAUCAAGUCGACCGCGUCUAUCUAUUAGUCAGGUUGCUCGGAGAAGCACAGUCAGCAGUGCAGUUAGAAGUCUCCAAAGUAAGCAACACAGUCAUCCGUCUCCAGUCUCAUCCAAGACGUCAAGGUAAUUCUGCCAUGUGGAGUCCGCUAUUGUUGAACUAGGUCAAGCAUGGAGUGGUUUCAUCAUUUGUCUACCUCUUCCGCAAGCGAACAAAGUCACAGCCUGUUUGGUCGUCAUUGCCGGCCAGAGGUUGUUUGAGUGUUGUUCAGUUUCAAGCUCGACAUUUUUUUGUCAUCAUGUCUUCGCUUGAGGGGGAGUGUUGAGGAAAUUAAUUACUUAGUCAAAAUGUAAUUAAUUCCUUAUCCAACAAGUCCCUUGUUUCCUUGUCCGGGUAAAAGAGGGAACUUGGUUGUCUUUAGGGUUUUAACCCUAAGUCGUUCUCUAUAAAAGCUUAGCUAUGGUUCUGUCAUAAGCAAGCCGUCACAAUGUAGUCUCAUAAUAAAAUCGUCAGCCGUGAGCUCGUUCCGAGCUCACCGUGGAUUAGUCUCGAUCAAUCAAGAUCGAGGAUACCACGUAAAAUCUUGUGUUCUCGUGUUGUUUCGUAUUUCCGCAUCAUCAAAUUCUACAAAAUACUCUAUCACUAACUUUUCUUAUACAACCUCUAGUAUUGUUCAUAACGAUCCAAGUUGCCCUAUAAUUAAUUACAUAUCCAAAAGUUUAUCUUUCUUGAAAAUGAUAACCGGAUCAUCAUACAUUAUAA